Molecule: messenger RNA, 1251 nt
Organism: Lacerta agilis (Sand lizard)
Lineage: Eukaryota; Metazoa; Chordata; Lepidosauria; Squamata; Lacertidae
Gene: RGP1
Product: RGP1 homolog, RAB6A GEF complex partner 1
Exons: 8
Coding region: 32-1225 (397 amino acids)
Biological process (GO): retrograde transport, endosome to Golgi
Cellular component (GO): Golgi membrane; Ric1-Rgp1 guanyl-nucleotide exchange factor complex
Source: RefSeq, a predicted model, not a curated record
GACGCCUGGGUCCCUCGCCCCCCCCCCGGCCAUGAUCGAGGUGUCGGCGGCGCUGCUCCGCGGGGCGGUCUUCCUGGCCGGGGAGCCGCUCGAGUGCCUCGUCACGCUGCGCAACCCGCUGCCGCCCGACGCCACGUCCGCCUCCAGUGAAAUGCUGGCCUGGGCCAGUGCUCAGAUCCACUGCCAGUUCCACGCCAGUGAGAGCCGCGUGGCUCUGCCCCCUUCGGAAGACAGUCGGCACGACGUCCAGGCCGAGAACGAGACGGUUUUUGUCCCCAACAGAGGGGAGCGGGGCCACUGCAUCCUGUCCACCCCCCCAAAGAUCCUCUUCUGUGACUUGCGACUGGAUCCAGGAGAGUCCAAAACCUACUCGUACUGCGAGACGCUGCCGGUGGACGGCCCCCCCUCCUUCCGGGGGCAGGCGGUCAAGUACGUCUACAAGCUGACCAUCGGCUGCCAGAGGGUCAACUCUCCCAUCAAGCUCCUCCGCGUCCCCUUCCGGGUGCUGGUGCUUCAUGACCAUGCUGCCUCUCCCUCCUCAGGACUCAAGGACUACCAGUGCCCCCAGGACGAGGCUGUGGCCCCCUCCAACCCUUUCCUGGAGGAGGAGGAGGGCGCCAAGAAGGAUUCCCGGCUGGCGGACUUGGCCACGGAGCUGCUGAUGGCAGCCACGUCGCGAAGGAGCCUCCACUUGUACAACAUCAGCAAUUCCCGCGGCAAAGUGGGCACCUUCUGCAUCUUCAAGGCCGUCUACAAGAUUGGCGAGGACAUUGUGGGCACCUUCAACUUCUCCGAGGGGGACAUCCCAUGCCUGCAGUACCUGGUGAGCCUUCAGACAGAGGAGCGGAUCCAGGAGGCCUUCCAGCACCGGCGCGGGCAGCCCGUCUCCUACAGCACCCACGCCCGCCACCAGGAGUCCUGCCUGCACACCUCCCGGACCAGCUUCAGCCUGCCCAUCCCGCUCAGCUCUGCCCCAGGGUUCAGCACCAACAUCGUGUCCCUGAAGUGGCGGCUGCACUUUGAGUUUGUGACGUCCCGCGAAGCGUCGCAGCGGCAGGCCCCCCCGGAGGCCCCCUCCUCGGAAGAAGCCUCCCGGUGGUCGGGGGUGGAGCAGAUGGAUGUGGACACCUUCAGCUGGGACCUGCCCAUCAAGGUCUUGCCCACCAACCCGCUCCUGGCCUCCUCCGUCUCCCAGGUCUCGGGGGCCAACUCCCUCACCAUCUGAGGGCGCCUCUGCAUGUGUGUGUGAGU